GCGUAUUCACUUUCGCAAAUGAUUUAGGUUGAAGCUGAUCUAGUAUUCUGUUGCAGUAGUUGUACAGUGUUGCAUUAACAAUCAUAAUGUAUCGUCAGUGCUUAAACAAAUUGCAUCAAACUGUUAAGUUGCAACCCAUUGGAAACGCAUUGUGUGUGUGCAAUCGAAAAUUGACGCUUGACCCUCAGUCAGAACCAGCUGUGGAUCCAAUAACAAUUGAUAAACGUGACAAAGUUACCUUAAUUGGUUUGAAUCGACCUGGCUCACGGAAUGCAGUCAACAGAGACAUGGCACGUCAGCUCACAGUUGCUUUCCUUGCAUUCGAACAAGAUAAUUCAAGUAACGUUGCAGUUUUACAUGGAAAAGGUGAUCAUUUUUGUGCCGGUUAUGACUUAAAAGAACUUGCCCACUCUGAGUCAGGUAUCGAUGAAGAAACGAUGAAUCAUUUGCAUAACGUGCACGGAGCAAUGGGCUCUAAGUUUGUGUAUAGUAACCAGCAACGUUUUACUGAGGGCCCUACAAGACUGCACAUCAAAAAGCCAGUGAUUGCAGCAGUUAAUGGUUAUGGUGUUGCUGGAGGGUUAGAGCUUGCACUUCUCUGCGACCUCCGGGUCUUCGAGGAAUCCACCAUCGUCGGUGUCUUCAAUCGGAGAUUCGGAGUUCCUCUGGUUGAUGGGGGCACGGUUCGUCUCCCUGCUUUGGUUGGUCUCUCAAAUGCAUUAGACCUCAUUUUGACAGGGAGGGCUAUUGAUUCUGAGGAAGCAAUCAGGAUUGGACUUGCAAAUAGAGUGGUAAAGGAUGGCGAAGCGCUGUCGUUCGCUGUCGAGCUCGCGAAAGAGAUAUCUCACCAUCCACAGAUGAGUUUACGUGCGGACAGAGAUUCUGCUUAUAACGCUAUGUUCAACUCUACUUCGAAAAAGGAAUCGCUUGAUUACGAGAUGAACCACGCACUAGAUGUGGUUGCUCAUGAGUCCAUUGCUGGAGCAAAGCGAUUUAAGGACGGAGAAGGCAGACAAGGGGUGGCUAUUUAAAACAAGCUGUUCUGAUCUCCGACCCCCGCCGCCACUUAACGAUUAUUACCCUUUUUUUUGUAGAAUGUUAUUUUUCUAAUCCAGCCAGGGUGAUUUUCAUGCACACCAUGAGUUUCGGUUGCUUCUGCUGUCGCGUUUUGUUCGUAAUUUGUGUUAACCGCUGUGACGUUUUGUUGUUCCCCUUCGUUCCAAGUGUUAGCUUUUCUUUUCGUGUUCUAAAAGAACCCGGUCACAUUUUCAUACUGUGUAUAUACGAAUGCACUGCUGCUCUCCCCUAAGGAGCGGCGUACGACAGUUUUAUCAUCUUACCCGCAUUUCACCUGCCAAUGCCUAAUUGCUGCAAACGCACUUGUAUAUUUGACUUUCGUUGUCGCUGCAUUCCUGGGCCAUAGAUUUCAAGAUGUAUUGUCGUCAGUAAAGAUAUAUCGUGACAAUUAAAUUGUACCGGGACAAACAAGC
Ciona intestinalis (vase tunicate) is the source of this 1490-nucleotide messenger RNA. The record is from RefSeq and is a predicted model, not a curated record. NCBI's taxonomy places the organism in Eukaryota, Metazoa, Chordata, Ascidiacea, Phlebobranchia, Cionidae.